Messenger RNA from Tribolium castaneum (red flour beetle), 1229 nucleotides. RefSeq lists its product as uncharacterized. Bases 414 to 1145 code for a protein of 243 amino acids. The record is from RefSeq and is a predicted model, not a curated record. The transcript is spliced from 4 exons. NCBI's taxonomy places the organism in Eukaryota, Metazoa, Arthropoda, Insecta, Coleoptera, Tenebrionidae.
UAUUAAACUAGAACGAAAAAAUCGCCAAAUUUGGUCAAAAAUUACCAAAAAAAUUACCUUUUCUAAUCGUUUAUUAAAAAAAACUCAAUUAUUGUACAAAAUUUCUUAAAAAGCCAGGUAAUAAAUCACAGAAUAAUGUCAAAAAUCACAGUAUUUUUGCAAGUUUUGGAAAUUUAAACACAUUUUUAGAUCAAAAAUCAAAUUUUAUUCGAGUUUUUAUUAAACCAGGACGACAAAAUUAACAAAUUUGUUCAAAAAUGACCAAAACUUUACCUCAUUGCGCAAAAUUUCUUAAAAAGGAAGCCAAAAAAUGACAUUAUUUUUACAAUUUCUGAGGGUUUAAACAUGUUUUUAAACGAAAAAUCAGUUGUUUCGUGUUUUAAUUAAACUAGAAAUUAACUUCAACAAUUUGAAUGGGUAUGCAACCAAAUAAACAGACGCAUCCAUUUGACGCAGUCAGAAUGAAAGUCCUUCAAUUUUUGAAUGUGCCCCUCGUCUUGGCCACUCUAGACUUAAAUUUUGCCGAACUGAAAUACCUCUCCGACCACCUCCUGCCUGAAGAAUGCCGCCGUUUGGUGGCGGCCGCCCAUUUCAAAUCGUACAUGCUGCCAAACGAGUUAUGGCAAGCCGAACAAGCAUUGCCGAAAGAUGAGUCUUGUAUUGACCUCCUCCUACACUGGAACUCUGCUGUGGGUGAAGGUAGAGGGGACACCCAUGAAACUUUGGAACACAGACUUAGGCAAAUGGGGCGCUAUGACCUUGCUGACUGGUUGGGGAGAACUGUUUUUCACCAAUUGGGUGAAGAUUUAGAGAGGAGUUUGACGGAAGGUUUGGGGGAUUUGGCAAAUGAAACAACUGCAGCAGAUAAUUUUUCAAUGCCGACUCUGGUCCCAUUUGUGGAAUAUAGUGAUCCAAGUGGCGACUGGGGACCGUUUGAUACGAUCUGUUUGCUGUUGGUUGGUGCUUUGAUAAUCGCAAUUUUUGGUAUUUGUUGUUACACCCUGUAUUUGAAUAUUUGCGGCAAAUUUAAAAACAGAAAAAAGGGAAAAACGGAAUAUUAUGAUUAUGAACUGAUGGAAACCGACGUUUCACAUUCAGAUUCUGAAGACAGAUUUGAUAUUCGCCAACAUGAGACAACUAUGUAAAUAAAAAGGCAAGAAAAAAAACAACCACUUUUGUUCAGUUAACAUUUAUAUUUAAGUUAUAAAAGUAAAAGUAAUUCAAGUUCA